AUGCAGAGCCUUGGCAAGGAGAACCACAGCUCUGUGUCUGAGUUCAUCCUCCUUGGCUUCUCCAGCGAGUCCCAGGUCAGAAUGGCCCUGUUCAUCUUCUUCCUCCUCCUCUACCUCAUUACCCUUCUGGGUAAUGGACUCAUUGUCACCCUGAUUUACCUGGAUUCAAACCUCCAUACACCCAUGUACUUCUUUCUCAGUAUCCUCUCUUUGGUGGACAUGAGCUAUGUCACCACUACCGUGCCCCAGAUGUUGGUUAAUAUGUUAUGUCCAAGGAUGACUAUCUCCUGGGGAGCUUGUGUGGCCCAGAUGUUCAUUUUCUUGGUUCUAGGCAUUGCUGAGUGUGUUCUCUAUGCCAUAAUGGCCUAUGAUAGGUAUGUGGCCAUUUGUUUCCCCCUUCAUUAUACCCUCCUCAUGAGCCGUCUUAUUUGUGUCAAGAUGGUCAUAGUCUGUUGGAUCAUUGGUGUAGCUGGGGCCCUGAUCUACACUGUCUUCACCAUGCAUCUGCCUUAUUGUGGCCCUUACAAGAUUAACCACUUCUUCUGUGAGGUCCCUGCUGUCCUGAAGUUGGCCUGUGCAGAUACAUCCUUCAAUGACAGAUUGGACUUCAUCUUGGGUUUCAUUCUACUUUUGGUUCCACUCUCCCUCAUCUUGGCCUCUUAUGUUCGCAUCUUUGUUUCCAUCUUAAGAAUCCACUCAACCCAGGGGAGGCUCAAGUCCUUCUCUACGUGUGCUUCACACGUCACUGUAGUCACCAUGUUCUAUGGACCAGCGAUAAUGAUGUACAUGAGACCUGGCUCCUGGUAUGAUCCAGAGCGGGACAAGAAGCUGGCCUUGUUCUACAAUGUUGUCUCUGCCUUCCUCAACCCCAUCAUCUACAGCCUCAGGAACAAAGACGUAAAGGGAGCCUUUCUAAAAGUAGUUGGCGACCGAAGGACAGCUCAAUGA
Messenger RNA from Talpa occidentalis (Iberian mole), 948 nucleotides. RefSeq names its product olfactory receptor 2A12-like. Gene Ontology annotation, biological process: G protein-coupled receptor signaling pathway. Lineage: Eukaryota; Metazoa; Chordata; Mammalia; Eulipotyphla; Talpidae. The transcript has a single exon. The record is from RefSeq and is a predicted model, not a curated record. Gene Ontology annotation, cellular component: membrane. The coding region runs from base 1 to 948 and encodes 315 amino acids. Gene Ontology annotation, molecular function: G protein-coupled receptor activity; olfactory receptor activity.